GCUGUCCAGCGUUUCAUGUGAGUGACGCCCCUGGCGGGGUCCUGGGUAGGCGGGUUGAGAUCGAAAGAGUACCCCUCCCUUCCCUUGCUCGUCUAGGCGACAUAGGACCUGGCCUGCACAUCCUAGUGGAAGGAUUUUCUGCCGUUUCUUGGCAAAAAUGGCAACUAAUGGUACUGUUCUGAAGAGACUGGAACAGAAGGGUGCAGAAGCAGAUCAAAUUAUUGAAUAUUUAAAGCAGCAAGUUGCUCUUCUUAAGGAGAAAGCAAUUUUGCAGGCAACUUUGAGAGAAGAGAAGAAACUUCGAGUUGAAAAUGCUAAAUUAAAGAAGGAAAUUGAAGAAUUGAAACAAGAGCUAAUUCAGGCAGAAAUUCAAAAUGGAGUGAAACAAAUACCAUUUCCAUCUGGUACUGUGCUGCAAGCUAAUUCCAUGGUUUCUGAAAAUGUGAUACAGUCUAGACCAAUGACAACUAUAUCUUCUGGUGCCAAAGAACAGAUAGGAGGAGGAGGAGCAGAAGAAAAGAAGAUGAAAGAGAAAAUUGAAGUGAAAGGAGAGAAAAGGGAGAAAAAACAGCAAUCAGUAGCAGGAAGUGCUGACUCUAAGCCAGUGGAUGUAUCUCGUCUGGAUCUUCGAGUUGGUUGUAUCAUCACUGCCAGAAAACACCCUGAUGCUGAUUCUUUAUAUGUAGAAGAAGUGGAUGUUGGAGAAACAGCUCCAAGAACAGUUGUCAGUGGCCUGGUGAAUCAUGUUCCCCUUGAACAGAUGCAAAAUCGGAUGGUGAUUUUACUUUGUAAUCUGAAACCUGCAAAGAUGAGGGGAGUGAUAUCUCAAGCAAUGGUGAUGUGUGCUAGUUCACCUGAGAAGGUUGAAAUCUUGGCGCCUCCUACAGGGUCUGUACCUGGAGACAAAAUUGUUUUCGAUGCUUUUCCUGGAGAGCCUGACAAGGAGCUGAAUCCUAAGAAGAAGAUUUGGGAGCAGAUCCAACCUGAUCUCUACACUAAUGAUGAAUGUGUGGCUACAUACAAAGGAGCUCCCUUUGAGGUGAAAGGGAAGGGAGUGUGUAGGGCUCAAACUAUGACCAACAGUGGAAUAAAGUAAAAUAAAAUAAAAUAAAAUGCUUCAUUUACUGAAAUACAUUGGAGAAAACUUUAAUAACAAUAAAAAGAAAUAUAUUUGUCACUUGUACCUAAAAUAUAAUUGGCUUUUGUGUGUGUUAUUUCUCUUGUAGACUUGACAGGGUAUGUGUUGUUUUUAAUCGGUUAGUGAAACAUUACAUUCUUACCUACAUUAAACGAGCUUGUGCUCAUUUAUAAUGUAGGAAGGAAAUCACUAACAUUUUCUGAUGAUUUAUUUUUUAGCAGGGAUGUUGGUUAGCUGAUUGUUUUUCUUGAUAUGUUUAGAUAACUUGAACUAGAUGAACAUUUAGAAUCCUCUUUGUAGGCACAUGGUGCAUGAAAUUCUAAACCCUUAGAUUUUUAGUAUAUUGUGUAUCUGUAUUAUAAAUGUCUUCUCCUCUUUAGAAAUGACAAGUUAGAAUUUUUGUCAAGCUUAUUAACUACUUGUAUUGUUGAAAAUGACCAGCUGUUGCUUUUAGAAAGCCAAACAUCGUAAAAGUAGGAGACGUGAACGUUAUUGUUGUUGCUUACUGGGAUACUGAGAACUGUAUACUGAAGGUGACUUUUUUAAAAGAAUGAAAUUUUCAACUGUGUACUGAACUUUUUCUUCUAUUUGACAAAAUAAUUAGUAAUAAAUUUUGACUAUAAAGAAUAAAUAUAUUGCAAAAUGUUGCCAAUACAGUUUCCAAUAAAUUGAUGUAAAAGCA
This is a messenger RNA of Nyctereutes procyonoides (raccoon dog), 1820 nucleotides long. It is a transcript of the gene AIMP1, whose product is annotated as aminoacyl tRNA synthetase complex interacting multifunctional protein 1. Bases 158 to 1096 code for a protein of 312 amino acids. The transcript is spliced from 7 exons. NCBI's taxonomy places the organism in Eukaryota, Metazoa, Chordata, Mammalia, Carnivora, Canidae. Gene Ontology annotation, molecular function: tRNA binding. The record is from RefSeq and is a predicted model, not a curated record.